AUGUCAUUACGUAUCGGCAUAAUUGGCUUCCUCAGCCUUUAUCUGAUGGUUGGAUAUGGAAGCAACUUCCUUUGCAACCUCAUUGGCUUCUGCUAUCCUGCUUACAAAUCGAUUAAAGCCAUCGAAUCUUCACGCAAGGAUGAUGACACUCAGUGGCUCAUGUAUUGGGUUGUCUACAGUGUUUUCAGCUUGCUUGAAUUCUUUGCUGACUUGCUCCUCUUCUGGAUUCCAUUCUACUGGUACUUCAAGUGCAUCUUCCUGUUGUGGUGCAUGAUGCCAAUCCCUCAUAAUGGUGCUGAUAUGAUUUACAAUCGUCUUAUCAAGGUGUUUUUCCUAAAGCAUGAGUCUGAAAUUGAUGAUGCCAUGAAUUCUUUUGGCCAGAAGAUGGAUGAGGCCAAGAAAACUGUGACCAAAGCUGCCACAGAUGCUGCUGCUGAUUUUGUCUCUGACAGCAUGAAGGGCGGGAAAGCAGAGUAA
Acanthosepion pharaonis is the source of this 477-nucleotide messenger RNA. The record is from the annotation of a GenBank genome assembly. Lineage: Eukaryota; Metazoa; Mollusca; Cephalopoda; Sepiida; Sepiidae.